Nerophis lumbriciformis (worm pipefish) is the source of this 1181-nucleotide messenger RNA. RefSeq names its product spondin 2a, extracellular matrix protein (gene spon2a). Lineage: Eukaryota; Metazoa; Chordata; Actinopteri; Syngnathiformes; Syngnathidae. Gene Ontology annotation, biological process: cell adhesion. Gene Ontology annotation, cellular component: extracellular matrix. The record is from RefSeq and is a predicted model, not a curated record.
AAGGUUGCGCCAGUGACAGCUCAAGUGGAGUUUGAGGUAGCAGCUCAGCCACUGACUGACUUUGAAGCAAGGCAGAUGAUGUCAUCGUCACGACACCUGAGCAGCAGCUGGCUGAGGCAGCUUCUGCCUGUCCUUUUGAAGCUCUGCCUCACUUUUGCUGGUCCACUGCGGCCCCUCAAUGGAAGCGAAUGCACGGCCAAAGGCCCUGCUUCUUACAUUGUGGUGUUUACGGGCCACUGGAGCCCGCAGGCCUUCCCCAAGCAGUAUCCCCUGUUCCGGCCCCCUGCCCAGUGGUCCAAGCUCAUAGCGGUGAGCCAUAAUCGCCAUUUUCGGCUGUGGGAGGAGGGUUCUCCGGCCAGUGAAGGGGUGCAGAACUUUGCUGAACUCGGAGUGACGGUGGAGCUGAUGAAGGCGGCCAAGGAUGCUAGGAGGAGACGCUCAGUCGGCGCCAUGUACCGGACGGCCGGCAUCCCUAACGGAAUCGGGCACAGCUCCACGGAGCUGCUUGUGCAUCCCAGGAGCUCACUGCUGUCUGUGUUGGUGAAGAUGAUCCCCAGCCCGGAUUGGUUCGUCGGUGUAGACGGCCUUAACCUUUGCGAGGGUAAUCAAUGGAAACAGGACGUGACCAUUGACCUCCAACCUUUCGAUGCUGGGACAGACAGCGGCUUCACCUUCUCCUCCCCCAACUUCCCCACCAGCCCUCAGGAAAAUAUUACAAAGAUCACCUCUCAAAUGCCAAACCACCCGGCCAACUCCUUCUACUAUCCACGCUUAAAGGAACUUCCACCCAUUGCCAGCAUAAAGCUCACUCGGCAGAGCAGAUCCCUUCACCGCCAGGUCCCCAUGUCCAAUCAUAUCCUUCCAAACUCCUUCAGUCCUCAGAGAUUCUCAGUGACACCCCUGGACUGUGAAGUGUCUCUGUGGUCAUCCUGGGGCUUGUGUCUGGGGCCCUGCUCCAAGGGCGGCGUCCGCCAUCGCACACGCUACAUCCUCCUACCACCGGCCAACACCGGCGUCCCCUGUCCUGAGAUGGAGGAACAGGCUGAAUGUGUGCCACACAGCUGCAUGAAGCGCCAGUAACCCACAGAGCAUGGGUGCUGCCAGUAUUCGACACUGGGACUCAUGAUAUUACUGCUGGACUGAGAAACUGUACUGCGUUAUUUCUCUGUAAUGCAAUAGAU